Molecule: messenger RNA, 2159 nt
Organism: Xylona heveae TC161
Lineage: Eukaryota; Fungi; Ascomycota; Xylonomycetes; Xylonales; Xylonaceae
Product: pre-mRNA-processing factor 39
Exons: 6
Coding region: 91-1848 (585 amino acids)
Biological process (GO): RNA processing; mRNA 5'-splice site recognition
Cellular component (GO): commitment complex; U2-type prespliceosome; U1 snRNP
Molecular function (GO): protein binding
Source: RefSeq, a predicted model, not a curated record
CGCAGUUCCAAGUCGCUGAUCACCGUCCAUCAAAUCUAUUUCCUUUCCAUUUAGAUCAGAUCACCUGAAUUAGACCUCAUCUGCUCAAAUAUGGCGGACUUUCAUUUCGGCGGUACUGAGGAAGAGAAUGCCGAACUGAGAAAGCUUCACGCCGAUGUACUGGAAGAUUCCGAUAAUUUUGAGAAUUGGGAGAAGUUGGUUCGAGCUGCUGAAUCCCAAGAAGGCGGUUUGAAUCGGAAUUCCAGCCCUCAAUCAAUAUCUUCGACGAGGAAUAUCUAUGACGGAUUUCUCGCCAAAUUUCCUCUCCUCUUCGGAUACUGGAAGAAAUAUGCGGAUCUCGAGUUUUCUAUCGCAGGCACUGAAGCUGCAGAAAUGGUAUAUGAGCGAGGGAUUGCGAGCAUAACUUCCUCCGUGGAUUUGUGGACGAAUUACUGUGCAUUCAAAAUGGACACAAAUCAUGAUCCCGACGUCAUCCGAGAGCUUUUUGAACGGGGCGCCAGUUGUGUAGGCCUUGAUUUUCUCGCUCACCCAUUCUGGGACAAAUACCUCGAAUUUGAGGAAAGAGUAGAAGCCUUCGAUAAGAUAUUCGCCAUCCUUGAUCGCAUUGUCCAUAUACCAAUGCACCAGUACGCUCGGUACUUUGAACGAUAUCGACAGCUCGCCCAAAAUCGACCACUGGAAGAACUCGUGCCUGUCGAAGUUCUCGCACGGUUCCGCGCUGAACUUGAAAUGCAGAAUGCACCGAUGAAAGUCGAAAAGGCCCCUAUCGAGAUUGAGAGAGAUCUCCGUCUCCGAAUCGACAGUCACCAUCUAGAAAUCUUCACUCGAACCCAGACCGAGACAACUAAGAGAUGGACUUAUGAGUCUGAAAUCAAGCGACCUUACUUCCACGUUACAGACCUGGACGAAGGGCAAUUGGCUAACUGGCGUAAAUAUCUUGAUUUCGAGGAAGCUGAGGGUGAUUAUUCACGGAUUCAGUUCCUUUAUGAGCGGUGCUUGGUCACCUGCGCAUACUACGAUGAAUUCUGGCUUAGAUAUGCGCGAUGGAUGCAGGCUCAAGAAGGAAAGGCAGAGGAAGUCAGAAACAUUUUUCAGCGAGCAAGUGCUCUAUAUGUGCCUAUCGCUCAACCUGCAAUUCGGUUGCAGUACGCAUACUUUGAAGAAAUGUCGGGAAGGGUCGACGUCGCUCAAGCCAUCCAUGAGGCAAUUCUUUUCAACUUGCCUGGCCACGUGGAGACUAUAGUCUCAUGGGCAAACCUCCAGAGACGACACGAAGGAUUAAAUGCUGCCAUUGAGAUCUAUAAAAUCCACAUAGACUCACCGGAAUGUGAUUCACACAGUAAAGCGGCGCUCGUGGCUGAAUGGGCACGCCUUUUGUGGAAAAUAAAGGGUGCAACCGAAGAAGCGCGUCAAGUGUUCCACAAGAAUCAGCAGGCCUACCUCGAUAGUCGGCAUUUCUGGAUAAACUACCUGCUCUUUGAACUCGAACAGCCCACUACCGGCGAAACCGAGUCCGUUCAGUAUCCUCGGAUCAAACAGGUUGCUGACGAUAUCCGCCUACAUUCACACCUUCCUCCGUCAACUAUUAAAGACCUUACUCACUACUACAUGGUAUAUCUGCUGGAAAGAGGAACAAAGGACGCCGCAAAGGAGUAUUUGGUCCUUGAUCGUGAGGUGAACGGGCCUCUCUCGAUCCAAACAAUUUCUAAAACCAAAAUCACCGAGGAUGGUAAGCCGCUGAGCGCAGAUCCGCGGCUAGCAAUGGAAAAUGGUCACUCUGGCGUGCCUGUUGACGAUUCAGCCACUCGGAGAGGGGAGAACCUCUACGCGAGAUUCUAUCAACCGUAGGAAUGCGAUUCUUCUCUUCCGACGAUAGAGAGUUCGCAGCAUUAGGGGCUCCUGUCUGGUGCCCUAGGUAAUACCCUUCCGAAAGCCAUUUCCAUUAACACCUGUCCCAUAGUGCUAUUUUGUGGGGAAAAAGAGCUCAUGCACAUACUUUUCCCCAUUGCUCAUCUUUUUGCCAUUUCGCACGACGUGAUUUAUACAUGUAAUUAAUGCUUCAAGUUUCAAGGCUCGAGCGCAGCCUUGGGUAGAGUCAGAUUGUCUGAUAGACAGGUUAUUUAUGACUUACAGAUGAAAUAAAAGAAUUUUGCUUCGCU